AGCUGGGGGGAGCGGGGAGAGGCAUGGCUGCAGCCUUGCCGUGGGGCGGCCAGCGGCCCCGCGCAACCAACAUGGCUGCGGGUGCGAGGAGGCGCUCGGCGCUGAAGCCGCCUGGCCCCCGGCAGUCCCCUCCUUGCCCCACGGCCCCCAGCCUGUAGCCAGGGGGAGGGGAAGUGGUUCGAGCCGCGGCUCGGGACUAGGGGGUGGCAACUGCAAGGGGAGCGGCCGCCUUUAUCCCCAGCGCCUGCCCCAGGCGGCGUCUGCCCGGCGGAGAGCGGGGAGGCGGCCGCGGGUAAGUUGGGCGGCCGGGCGGCGCUGCGGGUGUCAGCUAUCGCGGGGGGAAGAAGAGCCACAGCCCCUGCCUGAGCCCGGAUCUGUCCCGGGGGAGAGGAGCCUGCAGCCUCUGUCCGGCGCUCAGCCCCCGGAGCAGUCAGAGGCGGGGGAGACGCGGAGCUGCCCGGGGGGUGCCCGCUGGGGCAGGAAGGGGGAGGCGCCGCCGCAGCAUCUCCCCGGGCGCACCGAGCCGCGGGUGGCUUUGCCCGCCUGCAGUGCGGGGGAGGGCAGCCCGGUGCUCCUCGGGGGGAGGACAAAGUUUGGCGGCUGGCUGCCCUGCCUCGCCCGCAGCGGCCAUGGAGCCCAAGCACAAGGAGCUGCUCGCUCAGUGCCGCCAGAGCCUGGCCCACUCCAUGACCGAGGUGGACAAAGUGAUCGAGCUGCUGGAGGCUGCUGGCACCUUGAGCCCCCGCGACCUGCUCGAGCUGCAGGAAGCCGCCGGAGGGGGAACGGGGGUCGCCAGCAAGGCCGACCUGCUCAUCCAGCUGCUGCUGGCCAAGGAUCGGGAUCAUUUCCAAGACCUGCGGGUGGCCCUGGAGAAAACGCAGCCUCACCUGCUCUCGAUCCUCUACCUGAACGGGGUGGCGGGGGCGCCGCCCGGGGAGACUGCCGGGUCCACUUACAGUGUGCUGUCCAUAAUGCCAUCUGAUUCCGAAAGUAGCAGUUCUCUCAGUAGCAUUGGUACGACAGGCAAAGCAUCAUCCCCACCACCUGUCUUAGACACAAGGCAGAUGAAUGAGAAACUAGAGACUAUUUUAUUCCAGCUCCGCCAGGUUACACGUGAGAGGGAUGAGUUACGCAAGCGCCUUGCACUUUCAUCUCCUGGAUCAACCUUUGAUGACUGCAGGCCUAGUCCAAAACCAAGUCAUGAUUAUGAACGAUUGAAGAUCCAGUGUAUGAAAGCCAUGUCGGACCUACAGUCUCUACAGAAUCAACAUACCAAGACACUAAAAAGAUGUGAAGAAGCAGCCAAAGAGGCAGAUUUUUAUCAUACCUUGCAUAGUCGACUGCUGAGUGACCAAUCACAGCUGAAGGAGGACAUGGAUACCUUGAAGAGGAAGAAUACACAACUGGUGCGAGAGCAUAACCAUCUCCAACAAUCAUGUGAGGAAAUGAAGAGACUUCAUGAUGAGGAUCAGAAAGAGAUAACAGACCUACGCAGUCAGCAACAGCAGGUUAUGAAACAGAAUGGAUCCUCAGAGAUACUAAAUAAACUCUAUGAUACAGCAAUGGACAAGCUAGAAGGUGUGAAAAAGGAUUAUGAUGCGUUAAGGAAACGGUACAAUGAGAAGAUAGCAAGCCACAAUACAGACCUUAGCCGGCUAGAACAGACUGAGGAGGAGAACAGGCGUCUUCAGAAGCAGAUUGACAUGUUAAUGAAACAGAGGGACACAGCAAUACAUGUCCAGCAGCAGUAUUCCUCCUCUCUUAGAAGGUUUGAGUCAAUUCAGCAAGAGCUAAGCAAAGCAACUGCGCAGAACAAGGAGUUGCAGAGAGAGAUGGAGCGGUUACAGUCAGAAGUGACGCGGUUCAAAACAAUGCAGCUGAAGGCAGUGAAGGAUGCAGAGAAGUACAAGGAAGAGAGAGACUCUGUUUUCAAUGAGUAUCGCCUCAUAAUGAGUGAGAGAGACCAAGUGAUCAAAGAGGUGGAUAAGCUUCAAACUGAGCUAGAGCUUGCAGAGUCCAAACUGAAAAACACUUCCUCAGAGAAAAGAGUGGCUAGUGAAGAGAUGGAAGCUUUAAGACAGGAGCUAAACUCAGCUCUAGUGGAAAGAGAUCGAGCAAUUUGUGAGAGGAAUGAGUUGCUGGAAAAGUACUGUCAUGAAGUGAAGGACAAGGCUGAGGCCCAGAAGGAACUUGAUCAAGCUUGCAAGGAUAUAGAGACAGUGAAGGAAGAAAGAGAUGUUGCCAGGAAAGAGAGAACAGAAGCUAUCAUCCAGAGAGACCAUCUGCUAAGGGAAUAUUACCAAGCUCGUCAGAUACAAGAUUCUGCUACAUUGGACAUAGAAAGAGCUAACAAAGAAAUUGAAAUGCUUCGGAAGCAAUAUGAGGCCAUGUCACAGGAGCUAAAGGAAUCCGUCCAGGAAGCAGAAGUAGCCAAAUGUCGGAGAGAUUGGGCCUUUCAAGAACGGGACAAGAUAGUUGCGGAAAGAGAGAGCAUACGGACUUUGUGUGACAACUUGAGGAGAGAGCGAGACAGAGCUGUGAGUGACUUGGCAGAGGCUCUUCGCAAUCUCGAUGACAUGAGAAAGCAAAAAAAUGAUGCUGUGCGUGAACUGAAGGAACUAAAAGAGAAGAUGGAGAACCAGUUGGAAAAGGAAGCCAGGUUUCGGCAGUUGAUAGCCCACAGUUCUCAUGAUUCAGCCAUAGACACUGAUUCUCUGGAAUGGGAAACAGAAGUGGUGGAGUUUGAAAAAGACAGAGAGGACAUGGACUUGAAAGCACUUGGUUUUGAUGUGGCAGAAGGUGUGAAUGAACCAUACCUCCCUGGAGACUGUGGGAUUUUUGUCACCAAAGUAGACAAAGGAAGUAUUGCAGAUGGUCGAUUAAGAGUGAAUGAUUGGUUGCUGAAAAUAAAUGAUGUGGAUCUCGCUAAUAAGGAUAAGAAGCAAGUUAUAAAAGCUGUACUUAAUGGAGGAGGAGUUAUUAAUAUGGUGGUUCGAAGAAGGAAGUCCUUAGGCGGGAAAGUGAUAACACCUCUGCACAUCAAUCUUGCUGGGCAUAAAGAUAGUGGAAUUAGUUUAGAGAAUGGAGUAUUUGCUGCUGCUGUUAUGCCCGGUAGCCCUGCUGCCAAAGAUGGGUCCCUUGCUGUGGGAGAUAGAAUAAUUGCCAUUAAUGGCAUUGCACUAGAUAAUAAAUCACUGACUGAAUGUGAAGCUUUGCUACGAAACUGUAGGGAUUCCCUUACCCUCUCAUUGAUGAAGGUUUUUCCUCAGAGCUCAUCAUGGAGUGGUCAGAACAUAUUUGAAAACCUGAAGGAUUCAGAGAAAAUAUCGAACUGCAGGGUUCAUACAUCAGAGAUACAAGUUCAGAAUAAAAGAAACUUGAAACACAACAGUUCAACACAGACAGACAUUUUCAAUCCAGACAUCCUGGAUGGCAAGAAGGACCAGAGCGACCAGGGGAGUGGUUCGUUCUGUGAUCACAAGCCCCUUUCCAGCCGUGCUUUACGGGCAGACUCUCGCAGGAAUGCUGUACACAGCUACCACAGUAAUUCAGAACACAGUCUUAGCUCCUUCAGUCCAGACACAUACGGGGAACGAGGCUAUGGACUGCUUGACUUGGACCGCAGGAGGCUGCCGUUUGAGCCCACGGUAGCCGACUGCAUCAUGGUUGAGACCACGCUAGACAAAGGUCAUGGAGCUAAGCAUAGUGGUGGUACGUGGCCUAAAGUGAUGGUCAAUAUUUCAACAGCAGAAACUGAGAAGUUCUCUGUGUACAAAAAGCCAAAACAAAGGAAGUCCAUCUUCGACCCUGACACUUUCAAAAGACCACAGACUCCUCCCAAAAUGGACUAUCUCUCCCCUAAUCAGUUGUCAGCGCAUUCACCUCAGCCCUCAAAAGCUGAAGUGGCUUCAACUCCUCCAACCCCUCCCAAGAGAAGUGACUCUAUUAAAUUUAAACAUAAACAGCAGACGAGUUCUGCAUCAGACUCUACUGUAAUGACUGGAUCCCCGCCUACCAGCCCAGCUACUGCCCAGCCCCCAGUGUCCUUAGCACUUAAGCAGGACUCAGAUACUCACAAGGGGCGCAGCAGGAACGCUGGGCAUUAUUACAGGGAGGAGGGGAUCGACUGCACUCAUCUAUCUUCAAGAAAAUCUUGUGAAGAUGACAUUGGCUUUCAAAGAGUUGAAGAGCCAGAGAUAAAAAGACCAAGACCAAAAUCAGCACCUGCUUUGAGACAUAAACUGACCCCUGUGCCCAUUCCUAAUCCUUCACUUCAGGUACAGAAAUACACUCCAGCCAGUGAAGAGCAUCUCUCUCCGGAGCUCCAGGAGUGGGCGCCAUAUUCACCAAAACGUUCCACUAGGCACAGCGAUGGUUUUGUGUCUUCCUCCUUGUACACUGGAGCCAUGUCGGCAGGUACUGUACCAAGAAGUUUAGCACCAUGUCCUGCAGUAACUGCUGUCCUGAGAAAUCCAGUUUAUACUGCUUGGAGCCACAGAGUUCACACCAACAAUUGCCCAUCUGUUGCCAGCCAAAUCUGCCAUCAGCACCUGCAUCCCAGUGCUCAGCACCAAGGUCGCCUGAGUUUGGACCUAAGUCACAAACACUCCAGUGAUUAUUCUGAAAACUCACGGACGAGAGCAUCACAUGGUUCAAAUUCAUUACCAUCCAGUGCAAGACUUGGUUCUUCCAGCAACUUGCAGUACAGGACGGAAAGAAUUAAGAUCCCUUUAACCCCAAGGUAUCCGAGAUCCAUCCUGGGCUCUGACAGGGGUUCACUGUCACAUUCUGAAUGUAGCAGUCCUAGCCUGAUAACCCCUCCACAGUCACCACUGAACCUGGAAACAUCAUCUUUUGCCAGCAGCCAGUCACAGAACUCCCUUUCUACGUUACCUAGGAUUUCUGUUAGCCCAGUAUCAACUGGAGAGCGUAGAAAAGAUAGAUAUCUGUUCCGUAAUAGGUCUUUUCUGAGAAUCCCUCUGGCUCCUAGGCCUAGGUUCUCAUCACUAAGGAGUUUGAGGCCGUACAUGGAAGAACCACGCCAUGUUAAAGUGCAAAAGGGUUCUGAGCCACUAGGGAUUUCCAUUGUGAGCGGAGAAAAUGGUGGGAUAUUUGUGUCUAAAGUAACUGGUGGGAGCAUUGCCCAUCAAGCUGGCCUUGAAUAUGGUGAUCAGUUACUGGAGUUUAAUGGAAUAAAUCUGAGAAAUGCUACAGAGCAGCAGGCUCGACUGAUCAUUGGACAGCAAUGUGACACCAUAACUAUUCUGGCUCAGUACAACCCACAUAUGUAUCAACUUGGCAAUCACUCACGAUCGAGUUCUCGUUUAGAACCAGUGAGCAAUCAUUCCACUCCUCAAGGCAGUGGAGCUGCAACCCCCGACAAUCAUUCCAUAAUUGAUACUGUGAGUGAACAGGAUGAAGGAACAAUGACACCUCCAUCCAAACAAACCACACCGACAACUAGUCCCCGGAAUUCCAUGAGGGUCCCUGUGGACACAAACAAGAGGACCCCUGAACCAAGAAAUGUUGUCAUUAAAAAAUCCCAAGUGGAGCUUGGAAUCCAGAUAUGUGGUGGAAACCUGCAUGGAAUAUUUGUGUCUGAUAUAGAAGAGGACAGCCCAGCAAAAGGACCUGAUGGACUAGUAACAGGAGACAUAAUACUUGAGUAUGGAUCUGUUGAUAUGCGAAAUAAAACAGCUGAGGAAGCCUACCUUGAAAUGCUGAAGCCAGGAGAAAAUAUCAGAGUGAAGGCUCAGUACAGAAUAGAAGAAUUCAACAAGAUUAAAGAGUUACCUGGAGAUGGAUUCUAUAUCAGAGCACUUUAUGAUCGGCUGGCAGAGGUGGAGCAGGAUUUAAACUUUAAGAAGGAUGACAUUUUGUAUGUUGAUGAUACCCUACCACAGGGGAACUUUGGUUGCUGGAUGGCUUGGCAGCUGGAUGAGAAUGCUCAAAAGCUAGAGAGAGGACAGAUUCCCAGCAAAUAUAUGAUGGACCAGGAGUUCUAUAGGAGACACAGUAUGUCUGAGACUAAAGAUGAAAACAGCUCCACUAAGACUUUGUCAGCAGCAGCUCGAAGAUCAUUCUUUAGAAGAAAGCAUAAACACAAGCGUAGUGGUUCCAAAGAUGGAAAAGAUUUACUGGCUCUCGAUACAAUCAGUACAGACUCCAUUCCUUUCUUGGAUGAUUCUGUGAGUCUGGCUUAUCAGCGUGUACAGAAGGUGGAUUGUACCUCUCCCAGGCCCGUACUCAUUCUAGGACCAUUACCUGAUGCUGUGAAGGACAUGCUAGUCAAAGAAUCUCCUGGAAAAUUUUGUAGAUGUCCCCUUGAAGUGAUGAAAGCUUCCCAACAAGCCAUCGAACGGGGAGUGAAAGACUGUUUGUUUAUCGAUUACAAACGAAGGAGUGGACAUUUUGAUGUGACAACAGUAGCUUCAAUAAAGGAGAUAACAGAGAAGGACUGUCAUUGUCUGUUGGACAUUGCUCCUCAUGCCAUUGAACGGCUUCACAGUGUUCAUAUCUACCCUAUUGUCAUCUUCAUUCGGUACAAAAAUGCUAAGCAAAUCAAAGAGCAAAAAGACCCAAUCUUUCUGAGGGACAAAGUUACACAAAAACAUUCCAAAGAACAAUUUGAGACAGCUCAAAAAAUAGAACAGGAAUAUAGCAAGUACUUCACAGGUAUUGUCCAGGGAGGAGCCCUUUCAAGCAUUUGCACUCAGAUUAUGACAACUGUUGAUCAAGAACAAAAUAAAGUCCUGUGGAUUCCAGCUGGCCCGCUAUAGAUACUUGCUGUGAAACUCUUCUACGGCUGUAACUAAACAGUUGGCUUUUCUUUUUGUCCAGUGGACACUGUCCAUUAUAUCUCUCUAGAGAUGUAAAGAUUGAUUUUCAUGAAGGGGAUGGAUACACUGAAUAAAAAAACAUCCACAAGGUGGGCUGGAAGAGAGAGAUCACUUUAUCAGAAAAACUUGUAUUUUACGGUGUGCUUUUAUACAAAACAGGAUGGGAUAUAACGUAGGUGUACUUUUUCAUAGGAGAUUAAUUUAGUGAUGCUGCGAAACAAAAACCCUUUAGAAUGACAAGUUUACAAAAUCCUUUUCCAAGUAUUUGGUUGUUGUUUACUUGAAUGUCUUUUUUUAAGUUUUUCCUUUCCCCAAAUGAGGCAUAUCUCCAAAAUGGAGUGAUGUUUUUACAUAUGAAUGAAUGGUUGUGGGCAGUGUGAUUCUACCUUGCAAUUCUAACCAUUUCCGAGCACGCUGUUGACAUGACUACCGGGUAAUCACAUGGGUUUUGUGAACGGUACAUUUUGGGAGUGAGCUCAGAAGGAAGUGCACUCCUCUACAGGGCAGACCACUGUUGAUAAAAUACAAAUGCUUGUCUGUCAAAGAUACUGUUUUUUGUUUUUAUGCAUGGAGCAAAUAUUUAAACAUCAUAAUAUAUCUGAUCAAUCUGAACUUAGUGUGUGUUGAGAAAUAAUUUUUGGUUGUUGGGCCUGGAUUAAGUAGAGAUGGGGAGAAUCCAUAGCUAGGCCUAGCAUGCUGUGUUUGUCACUUUUAGAGACUGUAAAUAUUGAAAGCUUAUGUUGGUGCAAUUUUGCAGGGUAAUUCUUAAGCAUUGUACUUCAGUGUGUAGCAUUCACAUAGAUUUUUAUUUAAUAUAAGAACAGUCACAGUUUUAGGGCUUUGAUUAAAAGCCUGUAGGGAGGUACUAUAAUUGCUAGUGUUGUCACUGUCAACAAAUAAGCAAUCAUUUAGUUUUGGUUCAAGACUUAUGUACCCAUUGUACCAAACUCCAUUGCAUCAAUUCCUUUUUUGUUUUUGCACUUCUGGGUCUGUGUUCCUAACAAGUUUGUUUUUGUCUCUCUUUAACUGUAUGUCAUGUUUGUAGAUACUGUACUUCAGUUGUUCUUUUGAAGAAGAACUGUUUCUCGGUGACUGUUCCUAACAUUUCAUUAUGUAGCAAGAAGUAUUUUUUAGUUUUACCCAACAGUGUGUAGUUUUGCUUUUAUUUGCAGUUUUUUUAAUUAAAAAAGGGAUUCUUCUUGUACAGCUCUUUAAAGAAAAAUUUGGUCCUAAAUUUUAACUUCUGUUUUCCAGAUACUGUUUUAUCGUUCAAAAUACUUAAAAAAAUAUAGGAAAUGUAUUGAUGAAUUACUGGUAAAAAUACUUUACAUGUUGUGGGACAGCAAUUAUAUUUUUUUUAAGUUGAGGUCAGAGUUGGACUCCAAUGGUACAGUUGAGACACAGGUACAGUUCUGACUUGGAUUUUCUGUACUAAAAAUAAAAAUGUCAAUUUGUAUAAAAAAAGUUAAAGAAACUGAUUACUGUGUUAAAUAAGUCAAUUUCUAGAA
Caretta caretta (loggerhead turtle) is the source of this 8347-nucleotide messenger RNA. RefSeq names its product discs large MAGUK scaffold protein 5 (gene DLG5). Gene Ontology annotation, molecular function: protein binding. Gene Ontology annotation, cellular component: plasma membrane. NCBI's taxonomy places the organism in Eukaryota, Metazoa, Chordata, Testudines, Cheloniidae. Gene Ontology annotation, biological process: negative regulation of hippo signaling; regulation of apoptotic process. The record is from RefSeq and is a predicted model, not a curated record.